AUGCAUGGUCGUGACAGUGACCUUCAUGCUCGUUACUUUGAGCUAAAAUUCGAGGACAGAAGGAAUCCUUCUGUGGAUGACUUCGACAAGAGGUAUGGGUACGUCCAAAGGACUCCCAAAAUUCCCAAUGAGGCAGGGAUGAAGUACAUCCUGCUGUCGUUGUGGAGGCAUCAUCCCUCCAACGAGGCAAGGGCUUGUAGGGUGGCCAAUAUGACUGCCUUCAAAUUCUCGGAAAUCUCCACCCACGCCUCCACAAAAGAUGUGGGUUUCUCUCUCUCUCAAUUAAUGGAUGGCAACUAUGGCCAUCUACCUGCCGCUGUGUGCCCUCCCACCCCACUGCCUAUCCCUGACAAGGACGAGGAUAUGAAGAGUGAUGGCAAGGCGACUACAGGGUCAGUCGACGAGGCUGCCCCUCUUCCUGAACGUCGUUUCCCCACUGUGAUCUGGUCUGAGACCGAGGCCGCUGUUGCUGGUCCUUCGGACCUUUCUAAUGCUGCCAUUUCAGCUACCGCUGGCCCUUCCUCCAAGAAGGUUUAA
Messenger RNA from Cantharellus anzutake, 537 nucleotides. RefSeq lists its product as uncharacterized. The transcript has 2 exons. Bases 1 to 537 code for a protein of 178 amino acids. The record is from RefSeq and is a predicted model, not a curated record. NCBI's taxonomy places the organism in Eukaryota, Fungi, Basidiomycota, Agaricomycetes, Cantharellales, Hydnaceae.